UGUGCGCAAAAGUGUUUAAUAAGGUGUCAAAAUGGUUAAUAAGCUUAUCAUAGUUGUACUAGUUUAUCACGUGUUUACUAUUAAUGCCCAGCGGUUAAAAUUAGAUAUACUAAAUUUGCCAAUGUCUGAACUAUGGAAUGAAGCUACCACUCGAACAGCGAUUAGAAACUUUGAAUCAUAUAGACUACCAAAUACGUCGGUGCCGAUUCAUUAUAAUUUACUUCUGGACACAAACGUUCAUCUCGAUAACUUCACCUUCAUUGGAAAAGUUCAAAUUCAGUUAACUACUUUGGAAAAUACGAAACAAUUGGUGCUGCACAGUUCUGGCAAUGAAAUCACCAAUGUUCAGCUCUAUAACUCUAAUCAACUAACACUUCCUUUGAAAAAUUUUGAGUUGGAUAUUGAGAAGGAAUUUCUCGUUAUAAACCUCAAAGAAACACUACCGGCCGGGUCAAGAUAUCAACUUGUGGUAGAUUUUUUCGGAGAACUGCGUGACGACUUACUUGGUUUCUAUCGUUCAUAUUACGUUGGUACGGACGGAACUACAAAACAUAUCGCAGUAACUCAAUUCGAAACAAAUUAUGCACGAAGAGCUUUUCCAUGCUUUGAUGAACCAGGAAUCAGAGCUACAUUCUCUAUAAGCAUCAGCUGUGGGUUAAGUUACAGAGCAACAUCCAAUAUGCCGAUUGCAGGAAUAACGAUUCAGUCAAACCAGAAGAAAUUGACUCGUUUCCGUGUGACACCACGUAUGUCAACCUAUCUGGUGGCUUUCAUGGUAACAGAUUUUGUCAGCAAGAGAGUUAUCCUGAAAGAACCAACGAGACUUACGAUGGAAUCGUACGCGCGGCCCAGUGCAUCCGAUCAACUCAAUCUCGGUCUACAGAAGGGCGAAGAAGCCAUCCGGUCCUUGGAACAAUAUUGCAACCAGACUUACGAUUUACCGAAGCUGGAUCAGGUAGCUGUGCCGGACUUCUUUUUCGGUGCCAUGGAAAAUUGGGGAUUGGUUAAGUAUGGCGAGCAGUAUCUUUUGUAUGACGAAAAUAAGUCGACCAAUCGAGAUAAGGAAAAUAUCAUCAACAUCAUAGUUCACGAGUUUGCUCACCAGUUUUUUGGCAAUCUGGUUACUCCUAAGUGGUGGACAGAUAUUUUCCUUAGUGAAGGGUUCGCUACUUUUUAUUCUUAUUACAUUGGGGCAGAAAUUGCACCGGACAUUCGUUUUCGAGAAUUUUUUACCAUCGAAGCCCUACAGCUGGCAUUAUAUGCGGAUAGCAUGAAAUCCACCAGACCUCUAUCGUAUUUUGUGGAGUCCAAUCCAAUAUCAUUGUUCGAUGUUAUUGCCUACGAGAAAGGUGGAAGCAUUUUCCGUAUGUUGAAUUACGCAUUGAAGGAACAAACAUUUCAAAAAGGUAUUAGACGAUACUUGCAAACCAACAAAGACAGUGCAGUGGACGUUUACGAUUUAUUUGAGAGUCUUCAAUCUGCAGCGAAAGAGGACGAUGUUCUACCACUCGGCACAACGAUCGAAACAAUUAUGAGCCCUUGGAUUUUUCAAUCGGGAUAUCCGUUAGUCACGGUCAGUCGCAUGGCAAGUACCAAUGAGCUUGUAUUUGAACAAGAACAUUUCUCGGAAGAUGUAGCUUUUCUUCGUACCUGGUGGAUACCAAUCAACUACCAUGUGGGUAGUCAAAUUAUACCAAAUGAAAACGAAAAUCUAUUCUGGUUGCCUCAAGGUGUUUCCCAGAUUUCUGUUCAAAUAGAUAUUCCAACCGAAGCAUACGUCUUGGUGAAUCCACAUCAGACCGGAUUUUAUCGAGUCAACUACGAUACCGAACUGUGGCAACGGUUGAUAAGUCAAUUAAAUCUUGAUCACACCAAAAUUCCUCCAGUUUCCAGAGCACAACUGAUUGACGAUUCGAUCAAACUGGUUCGAGCAAAUAAACUGGAGAUUGUCAUAAGUUUCGAAAUUAUCAAAUAUCUGCAGUAUGAGACUGAUUACAUACCGUGGUAUGCUGCGUUCGCUUCCUACAACUUGCAAUCCAUAAAUAAUGGUCUGGUAGUUGACGAGGAGGCUUAUCAGGCGUUUCAGAUAUUCCUAAACUCAUUGACUACAACUCUGUUGCAAACGGUAGGAUUUGUGGCACUUCCGAAUGAGCCCCCCGAACAUCAACGCCUAAGAACUUGGGCUAUCGAAUGGAACUGUCGUAUGGGUUCAACUACAUGUCGUUCCUCCGCAAAUCAACUAAUGACAACUGAACUUCAAAACACUCAACGCCUUCCAUUGUACAUAAGGCAUAGUAUCUAUUGUGGUGGGCUUAUGGAGUCUUCCGAAGAGCAAUUGGACACUGUUUUGAAAACCUUCCAAGAAUCAAAUGAUCCGACUGAAAGAUCAAUGCUUAUCUCAGCUCUUGGGUGUAAUGAGAACAAUAAUUUUUUGUUAAAUUAUUUAAGCCUAACAUUGAAUGGAAAUCUACAAGUCGGAGAAUGGCAGAGGAUAUUCAGGUCCGUUUACUCCAGGAACAACAUUGGAUUCCGCUCGUUUUUAUCAUGGCUGGAGCUUCAUUCUCCCGAAAUUAUCGAAAAAUUUGGAGCUUACCCGGAUUUUGUACAGAUCCUGGCCGACAUUCAAUCAAGAACUGAAAAACUAACCGAAUUCAGUGCGCUCAUUGAUCUAUUGAAAGCUGAUAUGAACGCAAAACUCAUUACUAGUCCAAUAUGAGGUUAGAUAACCGCAGAUUACUAAUUGCAUACCGGACAAUCGAAACCUUUCUACUCGAUAAGCUAUAAUCAAUAUAGAAACAAUAAAUUCAGCGUGAAAAUACUCAUAUGAAUUAUGGCACAAAAACAGAUGGAACCGAUAUAUGUUGUCAUCUAAUGAUUUCAAUUACCGGGGUGGAAUUAUACAACCAAGUUGAAUCGACGUCGUUAAUCAACAUAACCACACUGAUCCUCGAAUGAAGAUUCCGAAAGUCAAGUAAAUAGUGUUCAAUGCUUCCUAAAUAGAA
Malaya genurostris is the source of this 3002-nucleotide messenger RNA. RefSeq names its product aminopeptidase N-like. The transcript has 6 exons. The coding region runs from base 32 to 2716 and encodes 894 amino acids. The record is from RefSeq and is a predicted model, not a curated record. Lineage: Eukaryota; Metazoa; Arthropoda; Insecta; Diptera; Culicidae. Gene Ontology annotation, molecular function: peptide binding; metalloaminopeptidase activity; zinc ion binding. Gene Ontology annotation, cellular component: cytoplasm. Gene Ontology annotation, biological process: proteolysis; peptide catabolic process.